GCAACCAAAUCAAACAACAUUUUUGUUUGUCUUCUUUUAAGUUUUGGCAUAAUUCAGUACCGAUAACAAACGGUCUUAUUUACUUAUUUACUAGUGAAUGGCAGGGCUGCCAAUUAAAGAAUUUAUUUCCACUAAUUUAAGCAAGGUAAUAAUUGAAACUAAGCAGUAACUCCAAUCUGUUCGAAAAUGAACACCGCACGCUUUGGAUUUGCGCGCUACAUGAUGAAAUCUCCAUUCUUCAAGCAAUGGAAUAACUUUGUUAGGGCUGCAACAAUGGCAUCUGUCAAUGGGAAUGCCAUUAGAACUGCCGCAACGAAAGUUACUUACAAAACUUUCGCCAUUUUGCAACGAGCUACACCUGUGCUCAUAUCGCUACGGACCGUUUCUGGAAAAUCAAUUAAAGUCGUGAUGGAAGAGAAUUGUAUUGUGCCCGAUGUCAUUUCCAAGGCACCUAAGUGCGAUGCUAAAGUUGAAUAUGCCGGCGGCAUUUCCGUACAACCUGGCAUGGUGUUGACCCCCACUCAGGUGAAGGAUCAGCCAUGCGUCGAAUGGGAAGCUGAUCCUUCGAAACUCUACACUCUCUGUAUGACCGAUCCGGAUGCUCCGAGUCGUAAGGAGCCGAAAUUCCGUGAAUGGCAUCACUGGCUCGUCGGCAAUAUUCCCGGCAAAAAUGUGGCCAAGGGUCAGGUUCUCUCGGCCUACAUUGGCUCCGGCCCCCCACCAGAAACUGGAUUGCAUCGUUACGUAUUUUUGAUCUACGAGCAAAAGUGCAAGCUGGCCUUCGAUGAGAAGCCUUUGCCAAACAACAGUGCAGAUGGACGUGGAGGCUUCAAAAUUGCCGAAUUUGCAAACAAAUACGAUUUGGGUGAUCCCAUUGCCGGCAAUUUCUAUCAGGCUGAAUUUGAUGACUAUGUGCCCACUCUUUACAAGCAAUUGGGUGCUUAGAAUCAGAUAUACCAAAUGCAUUUGUAUGGAUUAUAUAACGUGCGAUGGGUGUAGAUUAAAAAUUGUUUAUUAGAAACUUGAUAUUUCAUUGAAUAUUGGCAAUAAAGACGCAUUGUGCAUAA
Drosophila hydei is the source of this 1067-nucleotide messenger RNA. Its product is annotated as protein D3. Lineage: Eukaryota; Metazoa; Arthropoda; Insecta; Diptera; Drosophilidae. The transcript has a single exon. Bases 187 to 945 code for a protein of 252 amino acids. The record is from RefSeq and is a predicted model, not a curated record.